AUGAGUAGACCGACACCAUCAAGAAGCGCUCCGAAUGGUGGUGCUGGUGGCGGUGCUGGUGGUCCAUCGGGCAACAAAAUGCGGAUUCGAGCUUUUCCGACAACAAUGGACGAAAAAUAUGUGCAGCAGACAUGGGAUUUGUUGAAGCGUGCCAUUCAAGAGAUUCAACGAAAAAAUAAUUCUGGUCUCAGUUUCGAAGAACUUUAUCGUAAUGCCUAUACGAUGGUAUUACAUAAGCACGGUGAUAAACUUUAUUCAGGUCUGAAACAAGUGGUUAUCGAACAUUUGCAAACAACGGUCAGAAACCAAGUCUUAGCAGCAGUUAAUAGUAGUUUUCUAGAAGUGUUGAAUACAGCAUGGCAAGAUCACAUUAUAGCUAUGGUCAUGAUUAGAGAUAUUCUCAUGUAUAUGGAUCGAGUUUAUGUACAACAGCAAAAUGUUGAUCCCGUUUAUAACUUGGGUCUUAUAUUAUUUCGUGAUGAAAUAAUUAGAUAUGGAACACUAGGCGACACUUUGCGUAAUAUAUUGCUGAAAAUGAUUGCUGCUGAGCGGGGAGGUGAAAUUAUUAAUAGAAUUGGAGUGAAAAAUGCAUGCAAUAUGCUGGUAGCACUGGGUGUCGAUUCGCGACGCGUUUAUGAGGAAGAAUUUGAAGAACCGUUUUUACGUGUUUCGGCAGAAUAUUACCGUGCAGAAAGUCAAAAUUUUUUACUCGAAAACUGCGCAUCGGUUUAUGUUAAAAAAGUGGAAGAAUGCUUAAUGGAGGAGUCAAAUCGGGCAAAAAUGUAUUUGGAUAAAGGAACAGAACAAAAAAUUCUUGAGGUUUUGGACGAAGAACUGAUUAAUAAACAUAUGAUGACAAUCGUUGAAAUGGAUAAUAGUGGUGUUGUACACAUGCUCAAUAAUGAUCGCAUUCAUGAUUUACGGCGUUUGUAUAUUUUAUUGAAACGAGUAAAGAAAGGACUACCAACGAUGACUGAUUGCAUUAGCAGAUAUCUUCGAAGAAAAGGUGAAUUUUUGGUCGGUGAAGGUGGUGACCGUGAAGCUGGCACAUUGAAAAAUCCAAUUCACUAUAUUCAGGCAUUGCUGGAUCUCAAGAAUCAAUUUGAUCAUUUCUUAUUGGAUGCUUUUGAUAACGACAAAACAUUUAAACAAAAAAUACAGAGCGAUUUCGAAUAUUUCCUUAACUUGAAUCCAAAAAGUCCGGAAUAUCUGUCGUUGUACAUGGAUGAUAAAUUAAAGAAAGGAAUGAAACUGAUGAACGAAAGUGAGCAAGAAUCACUGCAAGAUAAAUCUAUGGUGCUAUUCCGUUUUCUUCAAGAGAAGGAUGUUUUUGAACGAUAUUACAAAUCGCAUUUAGCUAAACGUUUACUUCUGCAGAAGAGUAUGUCGGAUGAUGCAGAAAAAGCUAUGGUUUCGAAGUUGAAGACGGAAUGUGGUUGCCAGUUUACAUCGAAGUUAGAAGGGAUGUUCAAAGAUAUUGAAUUAUCAAAUAUUUUGAUGGGAGAUUUUCGAGACUACAAAGAAAAAACGGAAGGUGCACACGAUUCAGUGGACAUAACAGUACGAGUAUUAACAAGUGGUUAUUGGCCGACGCAAGCUGCUCCGGAUUGUAUACUACCGCCAGUGGCAGCUCAGGCUUUUGAAAGUUUUAGGACAUUUUAUCUUGGCAAACAUAACGGUCGUAAGAUUUCGCUAAAUCCUAUGCUUGGUCAUGCCGAUGUUAAAGCUGUCUUCUACGGAACAAAUGCUAAUGUGGAGGAAUUAAGCCAGCAGGAAUCGGAUCUUGCCGGACCAUCAGUUGCUCCACGUGGCAAAGAAGAACACAAAAUUUUGACUGUGAGCACCUAUCAAAUGUGUGUUUUGCUCAGGUUCAAUAAUAAAGUUAAAAUAACUUUCGAGGAAUUGGCAUCUGAAACUCAAAUUCCCGACAAGGAAUUAAAACGCUCGCUGCUUUCUUUGGCAAUGGGAAAACCAACCCAAAGAAUUCUAUGUCGGAAAGGACAUGGGAGGGAAAUCGAAAGCAGUGAUGAAUUUUGGGUGAACGAUGCAUUUACUUCGAAACUUACAAGAAUAAAAAUUCAAAUGGUGUCGGGUAGAGCGGAAGCUGAACCAGAAAGAAAAGAAACACGUUCUAGAAUCGAUGAAGAUAGAAAACAUGAGGUUGAAGCAGCUGUUGUGCGAGUAAUGAAAGCAAGGAAGCAGUUAUUGCACAAUGUUUUGGUUGCAGAAGUAACACAACAACUGAAGCAUCGUUUCAUGCCCAAUCCACAGCUAAUCAAGAAACGAAUUGAAUCACUGAUUGAACGUGACUAUUUGGCUCGUGACAAAAACGAUCAUCGUUGCUAUGAAUAUGUCGCAUAA
Messenger RNA from Acanthocheilonema viteae, 2361 nucleotides. The record is from the annotation of a GenBank genome assembly. Lineage: Eukaryota; Metazoa; Nematoda; Chromadorea; Rhabditida; Onchocercidae.